This is a messenger RNA of Phaethon lepturus (White-tailed tropicbird), 1405 nucleotides long. RefSeq names its product serine/threonine-protein phosphatase 2A catalytic subunit beta isoform-like. The coding region runs from base 1 to 966 and encodes 321 amino acids. Gene Ontology annotation, cellular component: cytosol. Lineage: Eukaryota; Metazoa; Chordata; Aves; Phaethontiformes; Phaethontidae. The record is from RefSeq and is a predicted model, not a curated record. The transcript has 7 exons. Gene Ontology annotation, molecular function: protein serine/threonine phosphatase activity. Gene Ontology annotation, biological process: peptidyl-serine dephosphorylation; mitotic cell cycle.
AUGUUUGCCAUAUUGCUGUGCAAAAGGAGCUCUUCUCUGUUGCCUGUGCUACUUCACCUGUAUGUGUUCUCGGGAUGGGUGCAAGGGUUUUCUGGGCAGAUCAGAAAGGUGGAGAGCGAUGAUGUGGUUGAGACACUGGCUAAAGAAAUUCUUACGAAAGAAUCGAAUGUGCAAGAGGUACGUUGCCCCGUCACCGUCUGUGGGGAUGUCCACGGUCAAUUCCACGACCUUAUGGAACUCUUUAGAAUUGGUGGGAAGUCGCCAGACACAAAUUACCUGUUCAUGGGAGACUACGUGGACAGAGGCUAUUACUCGGUGGAAACGGUGACUCUUCUAGUGGCAUUGAAGGUGCGGUACCCAGAACGCAUUACAAUACUGAGGGGCAAUCACGAAAGCAGACAAAUUACGCAAGUGUAUGGCUUUUAUGAUGAAUGUCUGCGAAAGUAUGGCAACGCCAAUGUCUGGAAGUAUUUCACAGAUCUUUUUGAUUAUCUUCCACUCACAGCUCUAGUAGAUGGCCAGAUAUUCUGUCUCCACGGUGGCCUGUCUCCAUCCAUAGAUACACUGGAUCAUAUCAGGGCUCUGGACCGCCUGCAGGAAGUUCCACACGAGGGUCCUAUGUGUGAUCUGUUAUGGUCGGAUCCGGAUGAUCGUGGUGGCUGGGGUAUAUCUCCACGUGGUGCUGGCUACACGUUUGGGCAAGAUAUUUCUGAAACAUUUAACCAUGCCAAUGGUCUCACACUGGUCUCCCGCGCUCACCAACUUGUCAUGGAGGGUUAUAAUUGGUGCCACGACCGAAAUGUGGUUACCAUUUUCAGUGCACCCAAUUACUGUUAUCGGUGUGGGAACCAGGCUGCUAUCAUGGAACUAGAUGACACUUUAAAAUAUUCCUUCCUCCAGUUUGACCCAGCACCUCGUCGUGGAGAGCCUCACGUUACCCGUCGUACCCCAGACUACUUCCUAUAAGCCUCUCCUAACCUUUGUAGAAGGAAUUACACCUGGCAUUUUAAAAAGCAACAAUAUUUACACAUUUCUGUAAGAAAUUGGGGUUCGUCUCAAUUUAAAAUCCCCAUCAUGGACCAAAAUGUGCCAUACAGAGGAUGAAGAGCGUUUAGCACAACUUGAGACUGAAUUCCUUACAACACUAUAUAUAUCCUAUACCCAUCAGUCCCAACAGUCAGUUUGCCUGCUGUAUUUGUAGUCACUGUUUUUCUUCUGGACUGUUCAGAGAGGAAAAGGUAACUCUAAUAACACUUCCAUCUCCUUUGACGCUUCUCUGUAAAUUUUUAGUUCUAGUGUUUAACUGGCAUGAGUUAGAGGUGAUUUUUCCAGGGAAAUGCACACUAACUUCAUCCCCCCACCACUCUUCAUUUUAUUGGAAGACCGCUCAACUUAACUGGAGAAA